Messenger RNA from Strigops habroptila (Kakapo), 2047 nucleotides. Its product is annotated as peptide YY-A-like. The record is from RefSeq and is a predicted model, not a curated record. The transcript has 3 exons. Bases 1577 to 1855 code for a protein of 92 amino acids. Gene Ontology annotation, molecular function: neuropeptide hormone activity; neuropeptide Y receptor binding. Gene Ontology annotation, cellular component: extracellular region. Lineage: Eukaryota; Metazoa; Chordata; Aves; Psittaciformes; Psittacidae. Gene Ontology annotation, biological process: feeding behavior; neuropeptide signaling pathway.
CCCCCGUCCUCGCUGUCCCCGUCCCCCCCGGCGCGGUGGAAAAUCAAACAGGUCUGAUAAGAACCUUCCUCCGGCGGGGGGGGCCCCAAAGUGCCUCCGGAACUGGGGCCAUAAAGCGCAGGGAAGCGACAGGAGCCUGUUUGCUCUAUGGGCCGGGGGGGCCCCCGGGGCUCCGCACCCCCCAUCGACACCCCCCCCUUCGACCCCAGCCCCUACUCAGGGUGCGAUCGGGGGGGUGCAGCCCCCCCUUGUGUCCCCUAUGGGGGGGCACAUGCGGACCCCGCCCCCCCGGGCUGAGCCAUCCGGUGACCUUUGGAAGCAGCUGUUUGCUGUUCCCGGCAGGAAUGGGGCAGGAAGCACUCGGCUAUGGGGGGGGGGGGGGCACCGCACCCGGUCGCCCCCCCCCCCCGGCUUUGGGGCCAUCUGUGCGGUGACACCGCGGGGCUGGUGCCAGGUCACUGCGGUGGGACAUGGGGUUGGUGUGUGCCCCCCGGCUCGCAGCACAGGGACCAGCGUCCGUGUGUCCUGUCGUGUGCCAUUGCCAUGUGCCACGUGCCAUGGUUGUGUGCGGCUGUGCCCGUGUGCCAUGUGUGUGUGCUGUGCAUGUCGUGCCUGACUGUCACAUCCGUGUCUGUGUGCCGUGGUUGUGUCACAUCCAUGUGCCGAUGCCAUGUGUCACAUGCCCUGUGUGCUCUGGCUGCACGUUACAUCCGUGUCCGUGUGCCAUGGUUGCAUGUCACUGCUGUGCCCAUGCCUGUGUGCCACGUGCCAUGGCUGUGUGCUGCCGUGUCCCUUGGGCCAUGCCCGCUCAUCACAUCCAUGUCCAUGUGCCAUGUCCAUGUGCCACAUGCCAUGUCUGUGUCCUGUAUCCGUGUGCCAUGCCUGUGUGCCACAUGCCAUGGUUGUGUGCUGCUGUGUCCCGUGUGCCAUGUGCGCGUCCCAUGCCUGUGUGCUGUGUCCAUGUGCCAUGGUUACAUGCCACAUCCGUGUCCCAUGUUUGCAUGCCAUGGUUGUGGGUCACAUCCACAUCCAUGUGCCGCUGUGCCCGCCUGUCACAUCCAUGUCCAUGUGCCACAUGCGGUGCCCAUGGCCUCGCUGUGCCCCCGUGCCCUGUGCCUGUCCCCAGCCCCCGGGGCUCCCACUGUGGGGCUCAGCGGGGACACGGGGCUGUGACGUGUGCGGGGGGGUCCGGCCGUGCCCGUGGGUUGGUGUUGGGGGGGGGGAGGAGGCGGUGCCCCCCCUCGAGGCCAUAAAAUGGGGCCGGUGCAGGAGCCGCCGUGUCCCGGUGCUGUCACGUCCCACCACCGUGAGUGCAGGGACAGGGCUUGGGGGGCUGGUGACAUGGGGGGUCCUUGGGGGGGUCCUUUGGGGCGGGAGACCCCCGUUGGGGACACUCGGGGGGGACUUGGGAGGGAGAUGUUCUGUGGGACAUGGGGGGGGAUGUCACUUGGGGUGUGACAUGGGGACAGGGUGACAGGGGUAGCUGCAUGGGCUUCUGGGGGUGCUCUGGGUUGGGGGUGAUGGGGAGAUGGGGGUGAUGCGGUGACGGGGGUACCAGUGUCCCGGUCCCUCGCAGAUGGUGAUGUCCCCGAGGCGGUGGCCCUGGCUGGGGGCCGUGGCGCUCUGUGUCCUGCUGGGCCUGGCCCCGCUGGUGGCCGCGUACCCCCCGAAGCCCCCGAGCCCCGGCGACGAUGCGUCCCCCGAGGAGGUGGCCAAGUACUUCUCGGCCCUUCGGCACUACAUCAACCUGGUGACAAGGCAGAGGUAUGGGAAACGUGCCGAGGCCUUGGUGUCAGGGCUGCUCCUGGGCACCAGCACUGGCAGAUCAUGGUACAAUGAUGACUCCAUGUGGUGACCCCCCCUCACCCCCCAAAUCCUCCCUGUGUCUCCCCCGGGGAUCUGCCGCGGGGGGGGGGCCCGGGGAGCCCCCAGAGGCCGAACCGGGGGGUCCCGCUGCCGGGGGGCCCUGCCCUGACCCCGUCCUCCCCCUCCCGUUGUUGGGGGGGUCCCGCACUGCCCCGCAAUGGCAAUAAAGAGACGAUCGUGA